Messenger RNA from Humulus lupulus (European hop), 1028 nucleotides. RefSeq lists its product as uncharacterized. The transcript is spliced from 5 exons. The record is from RefSeq and is a predicted model, not a curated record. Gene Ontology annotation, molecular function: S100 protein binding; ubiquitin protein ligase binding; tubulin binding. Bases 148 to 825 code for a protein of 225 amino acids. NCBI's taxonomy places the organism in Eukaryota, Viridiplantae, Streptophyta, Magnoliopsida, Rosales, Cannabaceae.
AAACAAACAACCCUUCCAAUUCUCUCUCUAUACAUUUUUCUUGCUCCGGACUCCAUUGUUGCUCUCUUGUACGGUCACAACAAGCUGCUGAGAGAAAAUCAUCGCCCAAUCGACGACGGUUUUUGGUGCUAGAAGAAGAGUAGUAAGAUGGCAGAGGAGGCAGCGCUAGAUUUGGAGGAACUCCGCCAUUUCCAGAGCAUCGCCAAGAGGCCUCGCGUCCUCAAUCUCAUCUCCUCUGAGAUUCGCAACUUGGAAAAGAUGUCUAAAGAGGCUGCCACAGCACCCACAUCUCAAAUCACACCACCAAUAUCCCAAGCUCCAACCCAUAGCUCAACUGCGGCCAAGGUUCCCUCAACUCCAUCUGUGAGUUACAUUACUCUAGGUUCGUUUAGUUGGGAGCAGGAUAAUGAUAAAGUCAAGUUAUAUAUCUCUUUAGAGGGAGUUGAUCAGGAGAGACUAGAGACUGAGUUCAAGCCCAUGUCUUUUGAUAUCAAAUUCCAUGAUGUUAAAGGGAAGAAUUAUCGAUGUGCUAUUCCAAAACUGAACAAGGAGAUUGUCCCUGAGAAGUGUAAGGUGUUGGUUAAGCCUACUAGGGUUGUGCUCACGCUUAUUAAAGCGUCCAAGGGAAAUUGGUUGGACUUGUACUAUAAAGAAGACAAGCUGAAGCCAAAGCUUGAUAAGGAACGAGACCCAAUGGCAGGAAUCAUGGACUUGAUGAAGAAUAUGUACGAGGAUGGGGAUGAGGAUAUGAAGCGAACUAUUGCGAAAGCAUGGACCGACGCAAGGUCUGGGAAGCCAACCGAUCCUUUGAAAGGGCUUAACUAGGGUUCAUGAAUAAAGAUUUUCAGUGAUUUUGGUAUAUUGUCUUGUGUUUAGAUUUGGUUAUGACUUGCUAUUAGUUUGGCUCUCUAAAUCUAAUGUCUUAGAACGAGUUUAAGCUGAGUUUGUUAGAAACUUGCACUUGAGGACUCAUUUUGUUAUGAAGUAGUUUUCAAUUGAGCGUUUCUGAAUGAUUUGCAGUAUCAUAA